Molecule: messenger RNA, 1608 nt
Organism: Cladocopium goreaui
Lineage: Eukaryota; Dinophyceae; Suessiales; Symbiodiniaceae
Source: the annotation of a GenBank genome assembly
AUGGCCUUGGAGCGGGAGCAGAUGGACGUCGUUGCGGCCGAUGCCGCAGGCGUGCCGUUACCACCUGUGGCCAAGCAUGGCCAAGCCGUGACCGAUGUGGGUGCAAGGGGGAGCUUUCAGGAAGUCCGCGACGCCUUCGCGGCGGCCGAGGCCUACGCUGAGCGCUGCAAGCGCCUGGCGAUGCCCGUGGAACCCUCCAUCGCGGUGUGGCUGCGCCUGGGCGGCGGCAGCUUGCAGGUGCCCUUUCAGAGCUGCUUGCUGCCCGCCUGCGAGUUUCUGGCACAAAGUCAAGGCCUCAAGAAACUGAGCUUCCGUUCAGCUUCAGCUCCGCGUGGCACUGGCAAUGCCAAUGCGCGAGUGCUUAGCCAUGUUCUGGCGAAUAACACGUCCUUGGAGACCUUAGACUUGGCAUAUUCAGGUAUCGACAGCGACGGUGUUGCGGAUCUGUGCGCAGGCCUACGUUGCAACAAGACCCUGAAGAGCUUGAGUUUGAGGGGCAACUACCUGGGGCCAAAAGGAGGCGAGCUGAUUAGCAGUUUACUGGAGCAGCUGAUUAGCGAAGCAGGUCCUGGAGGAGCCACAAGUCUUCGCGAGCUCGACAUCUCUGCAUGUUCUAUUGGUUCAGGCGGUGUGCGAAAUCUGGCAAAAGUGGCAGGCUUCAAGGUGAUCUACACCCGAUUGCCGGCGGCCGCACAAGAGGGCGCCCCCCUGGUGAACGUGGCGCAUAACUUUGAGACGGAGGAGCUAUGGAAUGCAAUCACUCACGGAUUGAUGUUCCUGUUCUCUAUCUUUGGCACGGGCUACUUGAUGUACAAGGUGUCGGACAAUCCGGUGCACCACAUUUGGGGCACGGCCAUCUUUUGCUUUGGCCUCAUCUUUUGCUUUGGGUCUUCAACCCUCUACCACUCCUUGUUCCUCUAUCCCAUGACUGGGCGAGUGCUACAAGUUCUGGAUCAUGCGGCCAUUUAUCUCCUCAUCGCUGGGACUUACACUCCUUUCUUGCUCUUUUACUCCGACACACCGGCGCACAUGGAUUUGCUGAAAGCCGAGUGGCUCCUCUGCUGGCUGGGAAUUGUGACCCAUAUUUGCUCGCAAUACUUUGACUGGGGCACAUCGGUUCCAUACCUCACGGGGGAGUUGCUCCUGUACUUGAUGAUGGGCUGGGCUGUGCUCCUCGCUUGGGACAGUUUCACCGCUCAGAUGCCUGGGCUUUGCAUCUCAUGGCUGGUGGCGGGUGGGCUUCUUUAUACGGGUGGUGUGCCAUUUUUCAUGCUGGCGGACUAUAGGCCGAUCCACCACGUGAUUUGGCAUCUAUUCGUGGCCGCUGCAGCCAUUUGCCACUGGAUUGCAGUUAAGGAAGCCGCCCGUGAUGCCUUGCUUCAUCAUUCCCAUGGACCCUUCAGUGCUCCAGUGGAGUGGUGGGUGGAGAGAUUCCACGAAGUGCGAGAAGAAAUUUCCAAACUGCACAACGAGACGCAAGACCAUGGGGUCUACAGGACGUUGAUCGAUCACUUGGCGCCACUGUUGAAUGGAACCGGAACCAGCGACGCAAUCUCAAUCCCGGGCAUCGCUGGUGCCUUUUGCACUCCGGGUUUAGACAAGUGCUGA